AAUAAUCUGUACGAAGAAGGAGUCUCACUGUUUACGGAAACGCAGUGAGGAAAUCCAUUCAUGGAUUCGUCCAAAUCCGAUAUUCUUUGACUUUUCAGCCUUUAUAUUUGAUUUUCCUGAAUCGUAUCGCCUCCCUGCUGUAGAAAUCCGUAGCUUUCAUCAUGUGGGACCAUGAAAUCAGAGCCAUGGCGUCCACUCACGCCAUCAUCGCCGGCUCGGUGUUCAUGGCCACCGUCCUCCCCACGGUGCUGGUCCCCGGCUUCUCGGUGUAUGGGACCCACCUGCUGUGGCUCUACUCGGUGUCUGCAGCUGUGGCUGCUGUCAGCGGGACCGUGUUCUGGCUGCUCGGCGUCACUGCGCCCACAAAGAAGCACACACUGGGAUACAAGCUGUCGAGGUUGUUCCGUUCAUGUGUCUACUUCUUCCUGUCUUGCCUGUUCUUCCACACGGUUGUCGUUCUCUACGGAGCCCCGCUGAUUGAAUCUGCUUUGGAGACCUUUUCGCUGGCUGUCCUUCUAAGCUCUCUGACCACACUGAGGUGUCUCUGUGUUCUCGGCCCCAACGUUCAAGCCUGGAUACGAGUGUUCAGUCGACAUGGAGCUAUGUCUGUUUGGGACACAUGUUUACAGAUAACAGUGGCCUGCACCCUAAUUGGAGCCUGGGUGGGAGCUUUCCCAAUCCCAUUAGACUGGGACAGGCCAUGGCAGGUUUGGCCUGUUUCCUGCAGUCUGGGCGCCAUCAUCGGCUACCUGACUGGACUUGUCGUUGCGCCCGCAUGGAUCCACUACCAUCGCAAACAGCUCACGUACAAGUGCAAGUGAUUGGAAAGAGCUGUGGCCGUCUGCCUGGCUUGAUGCGAAUGUGUCUGCUUGUUCGCUUUUUACCCGUUAUUUAUUGGGAACUUGGGAACCCUGUGAAUGGUUUUUGUAACCACAUGUUAUUUUGUACAUGUUCAAGAUGAGCUUGGGGAUUUUUGACAUGAAUAAAGAUUGAAUUGAUUAAAACUAUUUAGUGAUUUAUUGUAGGUAUUGUAGUUUUUGUGCUCAAACUUAGGAUUUGUGUUUGAUGCAAAAUCAUGUAGUCACUCAGUUUUUUUUUAUUUUUCUUACUGAUUUCUACAGUUACAUCUUAAUAAAUAGUCAUGAAGUCAAAUAAAUAAUUUAAUAAUAAUUAAUUAAUUACUAUUCAUUCAAAAAGUAGAACCCAUUAAGAUCAGUCAAUUGUUAUGGUGGCAUACAGCUAAAACGAUACAUAAGAACAAUAAAUAUGCUGUUCAUGAAGAAAUGUUGGCCUAUGUAUAAGUAUAUCAUUGUAUUAUG
This is a messenger RNA of Cyprinodon variegatus (sheepshead minnow), 1319 nucleotides long. It is a transcript of the gene pigf, whose product is annotated as phosphatidylinositol glycan anchor biosynthesis class F. The coding region runs from base 162 to 821 and encodes 219 amino acids. Gene Ontology annotation, biological process: GPI anchor biosynthetic process. The transcript has 5 exons. The record is from RefSeq and is a predicted model, not a curated record. Lineage: Eukaryota; Metazoa; Chordata; Actinopteri; Cyprinodontiformes; Cyprinodontidae. Gene Ontology annotation, cellular component: endoplasmic reticulum membrane.